This is a messenger RNA of Merops nubicus (carmine bee-eater), 1101 nucleotides long. It is a transcript of the gene HRH2, whose product is annotated as histamine receptor H2. The transcript has a single exon. NCBI's taxonomy places the organism in Eukaryota, Metazoa, Chordata, Aves, Coraciiformes, Meropidae. Gene Ontology annotation, cellular component: membrane; dendrite. The record is from RefSeq and is a predicted model, not a curated record. Gene Ontology annotation, molecular function: G protein-coupled serotonin receptor activity; histamine receptor activity; neurotransmitter receptor activity. Gene Ontology annotation, biological process: G protein-coupled receptor signaling pathway, coupled to cyclic nucleotide second messenger; positive regulation of vasoconstriction; gastric acid secretion. Bases 1 to 1101 code for a protein of 366 amino acids.
AUGGAUCCAUGUUACAACCAUACAAGCACUCAAAAAAUUAUGGACUUCCCCCUUCAGCUGCUGGUCGGGUCCUGCCUCGCCAUCCUCAUCGUGAUCACUCUCUGUGGUAACAUCAUUGUCUGCCUGGCUGUCACCCUUGACCGCCGGCUCCGCAGCUUGACCAACUGCAUCAUCGUCUCCUUGGCCAUCACCGACCUGCUGCUGGGCCUGCUGGUGCUGCCAUUCUCUGCCUUCCUCGAGCUCACCAAAGAGUGGCCCUUCGGCAGCACUCUCUGCAACAUCUACACCAGCCUGGAUGUCAUGCUGUGCACAGCUUCCAUCCUCAACCUCUUCAUGAUCAGCCUGGAUCGCUACUUCGCUGUCACCACCCCACUGCGCUACAGCCAGGUGGUCACUCCCUCCCGUGUGACUGUGGGCUUGAUUGUUAUUUGGACUAUCUCACUGAUGGUCUCCUUCCUACCCAUCCACCUGGGCUGGAACACCAACGGGACAGCAGUCCAAAACACAGCCCCCAGCUGCAACAAGGAGUGCACGCUGGAGGUGAACCCUAUGUACGGACUAGUGGAUGCCUUGCUCACCUUCUACAUCCCUCUGGUCAUCAUGUGCAUCACCUACUACCGGAUAUUCAAGAUAGCGAGGGAGCAAGCCAAGAGGAUAAACCACACGUGGUGCUGCAGCAGCAACACCUCCAUGCCGCCCACGGUGAAAGAGCACAAAGCCACUGUGACACUGGCAGUGGUGCUGGGAGCAUUCAUCGUGUGCUGGUUCCCUUAUUUCACGGUGUUCACGUACCGGGGGAUGUGGGGAGACAGCAGGGUGAAAGGCACACCCAUGUCUGUUGUCCUCUGGCUGGGCUACACAAACUCAGCCCUGAACCCCAUCCUCUACGGGACAUUCAACAGGGAUUUUCGGGUGGCAUAUCAGCACUUGCUGCACUGCUGGAGGACUGGGGGCCCCAGGAGGUCCCGCCUGCCUACCCCCAAGAAGGCCCAGUCCAGGGCCAAGACCUGCAGGCAGGACCAGGGCAGGCAGGAGAGUAAACCCCUGAAACUGGAGAUGAGGAACGGGAUCUCACUGACCAAUGGAGCCCUCAAGAGGUAA